Molecule: messenger RNA, 1090 nt
Organism: Diatraea saccharalis (sugarcane borer)
Lineage: Eukaryota; Metazoa; Arthropoda; Insecta; Lepidoptera; Crambidae
Source: the annotation of a GenBank genome assembly
GACUGGUCAUCGGGCGGACGAAUCGUGGAAGUGGCGCAUUUUCAGUAAUUGGUGAUUGGAGAUUCUUGGUUAUUAGGCUGAUUAUUGGUUACUCUGUUUUUAAAUAAAGUUUCGCCGCGGGUUCAUAAUUUGUAUUUUGUGUGCCUUUGACAUUUUUUUAUCGUAAUUUUUUGGAUUUUUCCAAUAACGCACUUGAGUGAACAGAACAUUCAAGAUGUCGGUGUGCUUCUUUGUACCUGCAGACCAUGGGGGUGCUUCAGGUGUAGCUGAGGAGAUUGAAGCUGAAGUUACUGAAGAAAUUACCACUGUUGAUAAUGGACAACAGACUUUACAACAGUUUUGGAUCAAGGUCAUGGAAGAUAUAAAAAAAGUAACUUCAGAGGAUUUUAAGACUCAAGCUCUGCCAUUGGCUAGAAUCAAGAAAAUAAUGAAACUGGAUGAGGAGGUCAAAAUGAUAUCGGGUGAGGCACCUGUGCUCUUUGCGAAGGCAGCAGAGAUAUUUAUACACGAGCUCACAUUGAGGGCAUGGGCUCACACUGAAGACAAUAAGAGGAGAACACUUCAGCGGAAUGAUAUAGCUAUGGCGAUAUCUAAGUCUGAUCAAUUCGACUUUCUGAUCGACAUAGUGCCCCGGCAUGAGGUCAAAGUGUCCAAACCACGAGAAGAGAACCACCACACUAUGGCCACAAUCACUGAACAGAUAACGCAGCAAAAUCACUCCAGCAUACAGACUUCAGGGCCCCAACAAAUUGUACUUCAACCUUGCGCUCAAGUGGUACAGGCUGGUGCUAGCAGCAGUAACGCCAGCAGCAGCAGCAGCGGGGCCGGCGGCGUGGUGCCGCAGCCGGUAGCGUUAGUGCAGCAAGUGGUAACUCCCGCCGGGGAACUGCAGCAACUGCCGAUACAACUGACACAAGCUCAGUUGAACAUGAUACGUUUGCAAGUUCAGAACAAUCCCACGCAGCCAAUAAUAAUACAAGCUCAAACGCAACAAUCUCCGCAGAUCAUACAGGUAUCUUCACAAGGACAACAUCAGCCUCAGCAACAAGUGUUCCUCGCACAAGUGGCUACCAGUCAAGAUGAUUCAUAG